UGCACAGACAAGGCCUCAGUUACGAUCAUGACCGGAUGGCAGUGGCCUUGUGUUGUUUCCUCAUCUGUGGAUUGGCAAUAGCAGCCUGGGAUAUUUGAUUAGGGGUCAUUUGUGGCAAUUUUUGAGGAGCUGUGUGUGCCUAUACAGUGGGCAGGAAGGCAUUCACAAGUCUGACUGGGGACCUGGGCUGAGGCCCUGCAGGCUCAGUGGAGCCUGAAAAUGCCAGCAGUGAUAAGACAACUUCUCCGCCAGCUCUCCUGGGGUGUUUGAAUCCUUGACUGCAGUAAAGGGUUUCUGCUAGCAUAGAGAUUGACUGCUUACUUGCCAGUAGCCUAUAUCAGACUUACAGUAUGUCAGAUAUUUUCACUCUUUUGUGGAGGGGUGCAAAGAAGGGCAUCCUUAUAGCAGCAGUUCCUUUCAAAUAAUAGGGGGAAGGAAUGAAUCCUCAAUUCUAGAAUCACUGAAAAAUACAUGUAAACUUGAAUCUUUGUUCCAAGUUAUUCCACCAUUGGAAAUCUUAAUUCUCACUGACUUAAGCAGAGUUAAACCACUUCAGGAAACAAUAAUGACAUCUGACAUGGAAACCUGGGGAAACAGUCUCCCUAUGGGGAUGCUAAGAAUAAACCCCAUGUGCCCCUACCAAUUAAGGCAUGUAGGCCUUCAGGCUGCCCAUUCAAACACAGCUCCCCUUCCCCUUUCUACUGUGGGCCCAGGGGCAGCUUUCCUGUGAAGCCUGCCUGUCUGUUAUCUGUUAUCUAAAGGCCCAUACUGCAGCAUUUCCCUUACCUCCCCACUGCCAUUCUCCAGACCCGUCCCUCUGUAUUUUGAUUUGUUUAAGAGAUCACUAUUUUAGAACACUUUGGUGAGAAAGGGUCAUUUGUAAUUACACCCACUUAUUAUUUCUUUAUUCAUAAUCUCUUUCACUUGAAAAAUAAAAGCAAACAGACACCAAAGCCUGCCUAGUCUCUCCCCAAACCUCUGAUAAGAGGAAAAUAUUUAGUUUUGAUGAUUUUUCUCCCUUCUAGGAACCAACAAUGACGCUCUAAUGCUCAAUGCCUCUUAGUUAUGUAGUAACCAUCCUGACUGGGAGGAACUAAGGCUAUUAAAAAACAACCUUUUUAUUUAAAAAAUCACUAGUAAUAAUUUGUGGUUUCUCUGGAUUUAAAAAAAAUGGAAAAAGCAACCAGGCAUGUCCAGCCUAUUUGCUGAUAAUUAUCAGGAGCAAAGAUUUCAUCCAGGGUUUAUCUUAAUGAAAAUUCAGAACACACUUGUAGUGUCCAAUAUUUGGGACACCUUGAGCUGUGGAAAAAUUCACAGGGAAAGGAAAGGAUCCAGGGGUGGUGUGGGGAGAGGUGGCCUGGGCUCGAGUUCAUUGUGUUGGUGGUGGCCUUCCCCUAUGCCGAUGAGGAAGGGGCACUAGGUUGGGCUUUUUGAUCUUACUCCUUGGGAGACCCUGGCACCUGAGGGUUCAAGCUCCUUAGGGCUAGGGUAGUUUAGUAUUGGAGGAGGGGUUCUGCUGGAAUAUUUGAAAAGGAUGAAGAGAGAGAGAGAGAUGGAAGCACUCGCCUGCCUUCACCGCCAGGCAAGUGGGCUAAUGAGAAACACACUCUUGCAGGCAGUGUUCACACGUGAAUUUAAUUACCCUGUUUUUAGAAGUCAAUGCUUUCUGUUCUAAUUCAGAGUGGGCUUUUUUUUUCUUCUCCUUUUUCCAAUUAACAGAGAGGCCACAGCCUUUUAAUUUACCUUUUAAAUAAAUAUAACGAGUGAGAGAUACCCUCCUAGGUUGGGUUAAGCUAAGGAGUGAGAGAGAAGUCAAUGUCCAGUGCUCCUCCCUGUUUCGAUUUCUAGCCCUGGACUUGAGCUGGGGGCCCUCUCGUUCUGGCUUUAUAACUCUGGUGAGCGACCACCAUAGGGUGGGUAACUGGUAACUGAGGUGACCCGGGCAGACAGCCAGGAAGGAAGGCAGGAGCCCUGGACUCAUACUGUAUCAGGAGCCCCUUUGCUCCACUAGUGAGGGUCUGCCAGCUCCCAUCUCUUGGCCAGGGCUGCCCGGUGGUGCUCCCAGUUCACUUUCCGUGGACUCUGCCUGGCCUUUUUCUGCAGCUAGGAUUGGGGAGCACAGGGAGGCUGACGGAGCCUUCAAGGUCUCAGUGCAGUGCUGGGUGCCUGCUGCUGGCGAUUCUGGGUGGGGUACAAAAUGUGUGGGAGCCAGGGCACUGCAUAACCAGGUGCUCAAGCCCUUGGCCACCUGGAACCUCUGGGCGCUGGCUCCCAGGCCAGUCCUCUGAGAGGCUUUCGCUAGAGGCGGGGGUGAAUGGGGCGAACUUGGAAGCUGCCUGGGUACCCCAUGGCCCAACCAGAUGGAUUCCAAGGAACCAGGAGAGGCAGUGCAGGCCUACCACCGCAGUCCUUGCUGGUCCUUGCUGGGCCCACAGUCCAAAGGCGCUGGUGAUUCUGCUUCGUAAGGUCACUGCGUUGAAUUUGACUUUUAGCAAGUGAGUGGCCGGGCUAAAUUCUCCUCUCCAGGGACCACAGGGAUUAUUUAGGGGGGGGGGCGCCAACCAAACACAACAGUCUAGUUUAACCUUUCCAAGUCCUCGUAAAUUUUUACAGCUGGGAGCCACAGCAAGGCGAGGCAAACGAAUCUGUGGGUCGUACCUAACUACCCCCCACACCAGCUCCAACCCUGCCUGUGUGGCUUCUGCAACAGUCACUCCUUACGAAAUAUCAUAAAUAUAGAUUUAAAUACAGUAGAGCGAGAAUGCGAUCUGCCUGCUCUCUCUCUUUCUUUUUAUGGCUUCAAUUAUUGUCUAAUUUUAUGUGAGGGGCUCAGCCCGAGGCGCUCGCAUGCGGGCCCCGCAUCUGGCUGGGGGGCGUGAUUAAUUGGGAUCUAAAAUAGUCCGCUUAGGAAGAGGGUGUCUGGGUGGUGGUGAGUGAGAGAGAGAGAGAGAGAGAGAGAGUGUGUGUGUGUGUGUGUGUGUGUGUGUGUGUGUUGGGGGGGUGUCCCCAGGCCAGGCUGGAUUUGAUCUUUUAAUCUUCGUUGGCCACAAUUAAAACCGAGCCGAUCGCGAAGCGCCACGAUCCCUUUGCAUACAAACAUAUGGCUUUUGCUAUAAAAAUUAUGACUGCAAAACACCGGGCCAUUAAUAGCGUGCGGAGUGAUUUACGCGUUAUUGUUCUGCCGGGCGGGCACGUGACGCGCGUGGCCAAUGGGGGCGCGGGUGCCGGCAACUUAUUAGGUGACUGUACCCCCCCCCUCCGGUGCCACCAAGUUGUUACAUGAAAUCUGCAGCUUCAUAAUUUCCGCGGGUCGGGCCGGGCCGGCCACGGCGAUGGCCACCACCGGGGCUCUGGGCAACUAUUACGUGGACUCGUUCCUGCUGGGCGCCGACCCCGCCGACGAGCUGGGCGCCGGGCGCUACGGGCCGGGGCCCCUGGGCCAGCCCCCCCGGCAGGCCGCCGCGCUGGCCGAGCACCCCGACUUCAGCCCGUGCAGCUUCCAGUCCAAGGCGACAGUGUUCGGCGCCUCGUGGAACCCGGUGCACGCGGCGGGGGCCGGCGCCGUGCCCGCCGUCUACCACCACCACCACCCCCCCUACGUGCACCCGCAGGCGCCCGUGGCCGCGGCCGCGCCGGACGGCAGGUACAUGCGCUCCUGGCUGGAGCCCGCGCCCGGCGCGCUGUCCUUCGCGGGCUUGCCCUCCAGCCGGCCCUAUGGCAUUAAACCUGAACCGCUGUCGGCCAGAAGGGGCGACUGUCCCACGCUUGACACUCACACUCUGUCCCUGACUGACUAUGCUUGUGGUUCUCCUUCAGUUGAUAGAGAAAAACAGCCCAGCGAAGGCGCCUUCUCCGAAAGCAAUGCUGAGAAUGAGAGCAGCGGAGACAAGCCCCCCAUCGAUCCCAGUAACCCAGCAGCCAACUGGCUCCACGCCCGCUCCACGCGGAAGAAGCGCUGCCCUUACACCAAGCACCAAACACUGGAACUGGAGAAGGAGUUUUUGUUCAACAUGUACCUCACCAGGGACCGCAGGUACGAAGUGGCCCGGCUGCUCAACCUCACCGAGAGGCAGGUCAAGAUUUGGUUCCAGAACCGCAGGAUGAAGAUGAAGAAAAUCAACAAAGACCGAGCCAAAGACGAGUGAUACGUCUGGAGUUCAUUUAACUGAAAGAGAGCAAGGGAGCGAGCGAGCGAGCGAGCGAGCGAGCUAGAGAGAAAGAGAAAAGCAUGCCCCGUUUUCUUCUCUAACCCUUCCCCUUCACAAAGCAGCUCUAACCUCCAGGCCUCAUCAGACCUCUUGACAAACCCAACUCAGGCUGGCUCCCAGGCCAACUGUUUUUUUCCUUUCUCUUUCUUUCUUCCUCUCUUCCUUUUCUUUCUUUCUUUCUUUCUUUCUUUCUUUCUUUCUUCUCUUCUUCUUUUUCUUUCUUUUUUUAUGAAGGAGGUAUAGUAAGCUUUCCAUUUUCUAUAAGAUGGGGAAAGGGGGAGGGGGCAGUAGCACUGAUGGUUAUGCGUGUUAGCUUGUAUAUAUAUAUUUUUGAGAAUCUACCUGUUCUUGACUUAAACAAACAAAAAAAACUACCUUUAAAAAAUAAUGCACAACUGUUGCCAGUGGGCUGUAUAGUUGUUUAUUUUAUUAUUAUUUUUGUCUGUGUGGAGUUAAUUUAAUUUGCUCUUCAUCUGGCAGAGCAGUCUGCCCAAAUACUUGAACACUGUGUUUUAUUGUGGUGAUUAUGUUUUGUGACUCAAACUUCUGUGCUGGGUGAUGCACCCGUCGUGAUUGUGAAACCUAGAAUUCAAUGGAAACUCAGGUUGUUUAUGAGGGAGGGAAACAGUUGCAUAGGGUAUAGCUCUGUAGUGGGAUAUGUCUUCUAACUAGGCUGUUAACCUUUGAUUGUAAAGUAGCUGUAAGAAUUUCCCAGUGAAAUUAAAAAAAAAAAAAGCCUGAAAAAUAAAGCAUUCCUCUGGAUGCAUUGACUCCUGGUGUUCACCACUUGGAAAAGUUUAGGCAUUCUCAUGCCUCCAAGCUCAAUCCUCUUGUUGUCCAUUGUAAGUGUAACCCACACGUAAAAGAGAAAGCAACUAGGAGAGAGUCUGAAUACUGUUUUUGCACCAGACAAGCCGGAAAUUCGGAGCUAUACAUAUGUGCGGAAGGUUACUACCUAAAGUUUAUGUUUAAUUUUAAUGGGGGGGGGAGUUUGAAUGCUGAUUGUAAUGAAGCUAAUUUUAAUGAUAAUAAAUUAUACAAUAUGGAAUCUC
Molecule: messenger RNA, 5260 nt
Organism: Erinaceus europaeus (western European hedgehog)
Lineage: Eukaryota; Metazoa; Chordata; Mammalia; Eulipotyphla; Erinaceidae
Gene: HOXA9
Product: homeobox A9
Exons: 2
Coding region: 3333-4145 (270 amino acids)
Biological process (GO): anterior/posterior pattern specification; regulation of transcription by RNA polymerase II; proximal/distal pattern formation
Cellular component (GO): nucleus
Molecular function (GO): DNA-binding transcription factor activity, RNA polymerase II-specific; RNA polymerase II cis-regulatory region sequence-specific DNA binding
Source: RefSeq, a predicted model, not a curated record